Messenger RNA from Schizosaccharomyces osmophilus, 1308 nucleotides. RefSeq names its product Tor complex Tor2 interacting protein 1 (gene toc1). Bases 1 to 1308 code for a protein of 435 amino acids. The record is from RefSeq and is a predicted model, not a curated record. The transcript has 2 exons. Lineage: Eukaryota; Fungi; Ascomycota; Schizosaccharomycetes; Schizosaccharomycetales; Schizosaccharomycetaceae.
AUGCCUCUUCAAGUCUCUUUUGGAGAUGGUUUAAGCUGUAAUUGUUUAAAUUUAAGGAUUCUGGGAAUCCCAAAUGACGCGAAGCACAAAUGGGUUUCUGUUCCCGGCGACCUUAUUCGAAUUAAAUUAUAUAGCCUCUCACAAAUCCAUCACAUUGAAGGAAAGUCGAUAAUUGCUUGCAAAGGAUGCCGUAUUUCUCUUUUUGUCGUGAAUAGAUUGGUACACGAUUUGAAGUAUUAUCUCAAAGAAAAUGAACAUAAUAAUGUCGAUAUUUACAUUUAUGAAGUAGCAAAGUACCUCUCUACCUUCAAAGAUCCGAAAACUGUAUCUCAGUUUGGAAUUCGCAUGGACAUGCUGAGUUCAGGUCAAGACAUUGGAAUGGAAGACCAAAUACUGUUGAAUAAGACCCAAAUGGACCCUGAAAUUGAUGAGCUUUUCAAGAACCUCGUUUUAGAACGAAAGAAGGAAAAUCGACAAACAUUGUUGUCAUUUCUUCGUUCACAACAAGAUUCUUAUGAAGAGUAUACGAAAGAGCUUGAGUGGGAUGCUUUUUGUUUGAAACGUAAUUCCUUGCAUGAAGCCAAAAUUCAGUACGAGGGCGAGAUAAAGGCUUUUAUGCCUUUAUCUAGAGAAAAAAAGCCGAACGUUGUAAAGUCUGAAACAGAACACUCUCGUCACACUCAAAGAAGUAAACCGAAGAAGCAAGUUGCAUUCACAGACAAAUUUGAAGUGAUCUGUUCUGACGGUAAGCAACCUAGUAAACCGGUUAAUCAAGAACACGACCAAGUAAAGGCACUUGCACAUCAAUUUGAGAAAAGCUUGCCAGAUGAAGAAAGCGGAAGCUUAAAAUAUGAACAAGCAGAGAAAAGUGACUAUAAUUCGAAUGAAGAACUUGCAUUCGAUAUAAGUUUUAGCGAUUUGAACGAGGAUGGUGUGCUUGAAACUAUUCCUCCCGGUGACACAAGUGAGUUAGACGCCCUGACCUCAGACAAGCAUUCAAAAGACACCGAUUUUCCUAUGGAUUUGGAUUCUUCUUUUUCUGAAAGCUUCCCAAUGGCAAUACAAUCUUCCAGCUAUACGGAACGCACCCCUUCGUCAAGUAUUAGCUCUGAUUCUUCCUUUGAAGCACCAACGGCGUCAUUUAUUGACCGUAAAGAGAGAUGGCUGCGUAUGUUGCACAAGGCGGACGAGCAUAGUCGCAGCGUACAUGCUAGGAGUAUGGGCUAUAAUCUAGCUAAUGAUGAUCCAAAUCUUAUAACCUCUUAUAAACAUUCUUUCUUAUCACAUGGCUGGAAGAGCUUAAACUAA